CCUUUCACCUUAUGCAUUCUACCAUAUAAUACGUAUCUGAUGAUUAUCAGCCUAGACAGGAAUUCGCUGGCUUCCGUGUAUUUACCGGUCAGAUCAGCACUUAUAGUCUCAAUCAAUCAAUCAGUCAGUCACAGUCUGUAUUAAGUGCAUCGAAAUUUGAAAAUUGGCGCGCUUACCUCUAGACAGACAACUAGCAUCGAUCUCCUCUAUUCCAAACAAGACUGUGUAAUCGCCGGAUUGGGUGCGUAUUAAUUGUGUUUCGGUGUGUAUAGCGAUAUGCUAAAUAUCCGGCGUUGGUAAGAGACAACCUUGAAAUUUACCGACGGAGUCGCGGGGUGUGGAACUCGAGGAACGGGAUCCGGCCAUUCCGGCUCGUUGUAACCCAUCCACAUUGAAGAAACUCAUAUAUCAUGUUCGGACAACAGCCAAACAAGCCGUUUGCUUUCGGUGGUUCAACGUUUGGCCAACCAAACACAGCUUUUGGACAACCUCAAACAUCCGUAUUUGGACAAACGUCAACAUUCGGGUCCCCUGCAACAACGCAACAAAGUGGCGGAUUGUUCGGCAACACACAGCCGUCCGGAGGACUCUUCGGUCAAACAACACCGUCAGCAUUUGGACAGGCACCUCAACAACAACAACAAGCUCCUAACUCAUCAUUUUCUUUCGGAGGCGCCCCUCAGCAAACGGCACAGCCAUCGCUGUUUGGGCAACAGACAGCGCAGCAAAAUGCAGCAACAAACGCAUUCGGUGGUGGAGCCUUUGGAGCUCAGACAAAUAGGCCAGCGUUUGGCAGUUUUGGAACGACAUCCGCUGCCCCCGGCACCUCAACGGCUCCCGGUGGCCUGUUUGGAACACAGGGCACAGCAGUCCCAGGAGGCUUGUUUGGUAACGUGGUGUCCUCAACGACUGGUAGCGGUGUGUUCGGUGGAACGGGCAGCGCUUUUGGGGGCGUUGGCGUUGGGGUCGCGCCUGUCGGCACUACCAUUCCGUUCAAAGUUGUAACGGGCACUGACACCAUGAUGAAGAAUGGCACUACCCAGAAUAUCCAGACCCAACAUCAAUGUAUAUCGUGCAUGAAGGAGUACGAGAACAAAUCCCUCGAGGAGCUGCGUGUCGAGGACUAUAUGGCUAACAGGAAACAUGGCUCCCAGAAUGCCGGGGGCGCAUUUGGCACAACCGCUCAGAAUCCGGCAGGUGCCGGCCUCUUCGGUACUAGCGGUGGUGGAUUCAGCUUUGGUAAUACGGCCACACAAAAUAAACCCCUCUUCGGCAGCGGCACCUCAGGCUUCGGAGCGACAAUCACGCAAACAGCGACCAACGCAUUCGGUACACCAAAUCAAGUUGUUUCAGCGCCAUUUGGAGCCCCCGCGUCAUCCGCGCCAUCAAUUUUCGGGGCAACCACAACGACGACCGGAGGUUUCGGAGGAUUCGGGACGGCGCAAAAGCCAGCAUUUGGAGGCUUCGGCACGACGCCUGCAUCUAGUACCCAGCCUGGAGCCACUGGCGCCUUCGGAGCCGCAAAGCCAUUUGGUGCAACGGGGGGUUUUGGCACAACCGGGACUACACCAUUCGGAGCUCCUGCAACUGGCGUAGGAGCCCAAGCAGGUGUCAAACCUACGGGUCUCGGCUUCGGAGCAGGUCAAACAGGCUUUAGCAUGACGCCGGGAACAUCGACGUUUGGCGCUCCGGUAGCUUCAUCAACAGCGUUUAGCUUCGGGACAACAACAACUACUGCAUCAACUAGCCUGUUUGGUGGGAAGCCAACAACAGCUGGUGGCUUCGGUACUUCAACCCCGUUUUCAUUUGGCAACGCAACAUCUGGGUUCGGUGCUGCUGCAACGCCCACGGUAACUAAGCCUUUCGGAAGCUUUGGGAGCCCGGCACAAAAUACUUUCGGAACUAAUCUCGGAGGAGGUUACAACACUAUGGGAAUGACGUUCGGCCCACCCGCACAAAAUCAACCUGCUCCUAAUCCUCUAGCUCAGUCUCUGGAAAAUAUGCGUGCUCAACAACUUGUGUUAAUGACAUCGAUACCACUCGCUGGCAGCGACUCAUUCUUUAAGGUAGACAUGAAAAAGGACCAACUUCGACCAACAUCUUUAGCUUCGCAGAAAGCUGUCAUCGAGGAUAUUUCCGUCAAGCCACGAACAAUGCCUAUAACCAAGGUGAAAGUGACGCCGGUCAGCCUGGGUUCGAGCAAUAUUAGCAAUUCGUCACUAUUUGCUGGUCUCGAAGACAGCGAUGCGAGUCCGCUAAAAAUACAGAGUCCGAAAAGGUUUACUAUCAAGCCAAAAAGCCCGCCGGAUAACGUACUUAGUCUAUCUUUCUUUGACGUACCACUUAACAGUCCGUUAUCAGAUGCGCGAGGAUCAAGUGCGAACGUAACAUCAGCUGGAAGCGGCGUAGUCAGUGGCGCAGAAGCCGGUCCGUCCUCUACAUGUACACCCCUUAGGGGUUCCACUGGUCUUGAUUCAAGUGGCGGUAGUGGUCGAGAACAAAGAAAAGGCGCAGCUAAUGACACUAUUCGAGAAGAUGAUACCGCGUUAGUUGUUAGAAAUGGUCAUAUGGAACAAACGAUUCUCGGCGCAGAGGCUAACAAGGAGAACGAGAAUCGCGUUGGAAUCACUUUGCGCCGGCCUGGCUACUAUACGAAGCCGCCACUGUCCGCAUUGAGACUUGACGGCGCUGGCCAAUGCUGGGUUGAGGACUUUACAAUUGGCCGUACAGGUUACGGCUCCGUGAUGUUCCCUGGCAGAAUGGACGUGCAUGGGUUAGAUCUCGACAGUACUGUCGUGUUUCGCCGUAAAGAGAUUACUGUUUAUCCUGAUGAGUCAAAAAAACCUGAGCUCGGUCAGGGCCUUAACAGACGGGCCGAGGUAUCACUCGACGACGUUUAUCCGAUUCGAAAGUCGACGACAGAGAAAGAGCUGAUCACAAAUCCAGAAGAACUAAUUGCAUCUGGGUGGAGGCGACGUCUCGAGCUGUACACAGUCAAAAUGGGUGCCAAGUUUCUCGAUUACGAUGAAAACACGGGUCGCUGGUCGUUUCGCGUCGAUCAUUUUAGUCGGUACGGACUUAUCGACGAGUCUGACGACGAAGUAGAAAUGGUUGAAACGAGGCCAUUACCUCAGCAAGCAACGCUGCAGUUACAGCAGCAACAAUACCAGCAACAUCAACACCAGCAGCAAGAUGCUUCAAAUUUAAGAAAAAUUCCUGUAGGAAUAUCCUCCGAGGAGAAGCAGAUUAAGAUAUCAAGCGAUGAGGAUGUAGAUCGCAUGAUGCAUGUGACACUUGCAGCUGACAAUGUGCUACCCACCGACAAUUAUCUCUUUUCGCCUGCGUCGUACCAGAUGUGCCAUUCAAUGCAGCUGAAAGAUGGAGAACUACAGGGUAUGAAGGCUUCGUUGUUUUUGAAUGAGAUGGACGAAGAGGAACGAGAGUUCCGCGAUCCAGCAAAGGGUGAUAUCGUCGACCAGUGGAGUAGCCAACAACAACAACCGUGUCAUCAGGCCUACCCGAUAAAGACGCAACCGAACGCGUGCCUUGUAGACUCGGCGUUGAAACCAAUGAUGGGUGACCGCGAUACCAACGAGACAUUGUUGGGUAAAAGCCCUACGAAGCAGCAGGACGUUGCAUUACGAGCUGAUAGGAUUCAUCAGCCCGUGGGAGUACCUCUUUCGGCUAAAAAAAAUGUUGUAGACAUACACGAUGAAUUUAUAAGUAAGUUUGAUAAGUUUCCCACGAGUCAUACAAACUCCGAUCCAUUGGAAAGAUGCCAAGUCGUCCACACCGCCGCUAGAUUCGAAGUCGAACGGGUACCCGAUGAAGCGUCGAUCUAUUCCUCUAUUGGCGCCAAUAUCUACCCGAAUGAGUUGGCAGGUUUUAAUCGACUACGAAUGCGCCCGUUUCUUCAUCAGUGGACGCUUGCGAGGCUGUCAGAUAAGACUUUAAGCCGUCCUCUUAAUAUUGCAAUGCUUGGCCAUACAUCGGGCGCAUCAUCGGUUUCAUUUGAGAAAGUCAAUUUUCGGGGGUCCACUGAAACUCUAACAGAACUCAUGAGGGUUCAGUUAAAUAACUCUAAUGUGUCAUUCGACUCUAACGGACUCCCGUUAUACGCACCGAAAGUCGGUGUUACGUUACUCCAAGACCACAUACGCCGCCUGGCCGACCAACAGGACCUCCUCGAAACGGAAUUGCUCAACACGCUGAAGCUAUGUGAUGCUCUCUGGGGUGAUAGUGUUCCCGAUUCGACCGACCUCGUUCAAAUGGAGGCUUCCCGCAAGAGAGCGCUCUCUGCAUGGAUUACCGGAGUUAUGGAGGGUGUCGUAGCUCAGGAGGUCGCCUCAUCAGAAAAUCGACUUCAGGCGAUCAUCAGCUUGUUGAGUGGGCAUCAAAUCGCGGCAGCCUGUGACGAGGCUGUUGCGCAGGGCGACUAUAAUCUCGCUACGCUCAUAGCACAGGCUGGUCAUGAUCAGAUAACAAAGCAAAUCGCUAAAAGUAUGUGCCUCCAAUGGAGCGAAUCACAGAACGACCAGAUGAUUGACGCCGAAAGGCUUCGCAUAUACGCACUAUUAUCUGGCUAUCCUAGAUGGACACUGAGUGAUGGCACGGAAGUGAACGUAUGCGCCGGACUUGACUGGUUGCGUUGCUUUGCCCUUCAUCUGUGGUAUUUAUGCCCAUCGAACAUGAGUAUCGCAGAAGUCCUAAGUGAGUACGAACAGGGGGCCCAACAGUAUGCCACCAAUCCCGAAGUGAAAUACGGUCCAGAAGAAAGCGACGUUCAUCAACAUUAUCAGAACCCUUUGCACGUAUGUUUUCAGCUCAUUCGGUUAUUUACCGAUUCGAGCCAGACAGUGGAAAAAAUUUUAUGCCCCGACACCGUUCUUAGCGUACAUUCUCAGUUGGAAUACCGCCAUUGCUGGUUGCUUGGUCUGGUGUUACAAAGCCUUGAAUACCAGGUGCCCUGCGCGGAAGAACUGCACGUGCGCAUAGCUUGCCAACUAGAGGCCCAAGGUUUGUGGCAAUGGGCUGUUUUCGCUCUGCUCCACAUAGGCAAUCCGCAAAGACGACAGAAGUGUGUGUAUGAUCUUAUCUGUCGGCACGCCACUGCCACUGUAGAGCUAUCUGAAAUGGACUGUUUUUUGACUAACACAUUGAAGGUCCCGGCAACAUUGAUCUACAAAGCAAAGGCCCUAUGUGCUAGCUACGAAGGCCGACGCGUCAACCAGACCAAGCUGUUGAUCUUGGCUGAGGAAUUAAAUGAAGCUCAUGAGGUGCUCAGUAAUCAUCUCGCCGUAAAAGCCAUCAUCAACGAACAGUACUCACUGCUUGCAGAUCUGCUACAGAAGUUGAGCACAGGGAGCGUUAAAAUACCCAAUUGGAAUCAACGUGGCAGGGUCUAUCUCAACUAUAUUCAGUUGACAGCCCUCCUAAAAGAAGUUCUUGCCGCCAAGGACGAUGAAAAGGCCAUCGAGCGCAUCAUUUCAGGAACCGACCACACUCUUGAAAGUGUUCUAGCGUCAUUAACGUCAAAAAUCUCACGCCUUCCGAGUGGGACUGCUGAACAGCGUCUUUGCCAAAUCGAAAUGUCAAAAACGACUUUUACCGCAUACAAAACUGUUCUUACAGUAAAAAGCAUGUCAGACCCCCACCUUAAAAACAGCGCAGUCCGUGCUAUAUGCCAGCUGCUCAGAAAACUGGCAUUGCCAGAGGACACAGUUGCGCAGGAAUUUCGGAAACUCUCCGAAGAAUAUCCCGAAUACCUUCCGUAUAUGGAGGUAUGAAAUAAAGUAAAUGACAUAAUUUGCUAAGGCAACGCGCAGCCGAUUCGAGCAAAAACAGGUAUCGACAGCAGUUGGCAAGCGAAUGAAACAUCAUGUUCUGAAACUGUGAACUUUGUAACAAGCUUAUGAAUAGAUAUUCAGUCAAUUUGUCAUUGUGUAUCUGUAUGUAUGGGUGUGGAUGAACAAUAAUAGCGUUAUUGCAGAAAAAACGAAGGAUCUGAAGAUGAAGUCAAAAUAUGUGAAAUAUGUAUUCAAGGGCGGGAGAUGUGUCCUUCGACCUCUUUAGCGUUAGAAUACAUAGGGCCCUCGAUAGACGGUGCGAUAUUGUAUCGAUAACGUGAUUUCGAUGGUAUUAACAAUGCAUUUUUUUUAUAUAACUAAAUACGUGCCACCGUAUAUAAUGACGGCAAGAAAUCUAUACCAGUGGACUACGUGUAGCAUGUUUUCAUUGACUACUGCAGCGGCCAAAAGUGCUGUGGUGUAAACUAAAAAUGCUAGAAAUAAUUUCGGAAAAAAUUAUCUUGUAUAUGAAGAAAUGUAUUUCCACAAAGUGCUGUGUAACGAGUGAAUAAAGUGGAUUUAUUAAAUCUUGUGUUAUUAGAUGA
Varroa destructor (honeybee mite) is the source of this 6391-nucleotide messenger RNA. It is a transcript of the gene Nup98-96, whose product is annotated as nuclear pore complex protein Nup98-96. Gene Ontology annotation, cellular component: nuclear pore; nuclear pore cytoplasmic filaments. The record is from RefSeq and is a predicted model, not a curated record. Gene Ontology annotation, molecular function: RNA binding; structural constituent of nuclear pore. Gene Ontology annotation, biological process: telomere tethering at nuclear periphery; RNA export from nucleus; post-transcriptional tethering of RNA polymerase II gene DNA at nuclear periphery. NCBI's taxonomy places the organism in Eukaryota, Metazoa, Arthropoda, Arachnida, Mesostigmata, Varroidae.